Molecule: messenger RNA, 507 nt
Organism: Ostrinia furnacalis (Asian corn borer)
Lineage: Eukaryota; Metazoa; Arthropoda; Insecta; Lepidoptera; Crambidae
Product: dynein heavy chain 1, axonemal-like
Exons: 4
Coding region: 1-507 (168 amino acids)
Biological process (GO): microtubule-based movement
Cellular component (GO): dynein complex
Molecular function (GO): dynein light intermediate chain binding; dynein intermediate chain binding
Source: RefSeq, a predicted model, not a curated record
AUGAAGAUAGGCGAAAGCCUCCGCAAAUACUUCCCCAACCUGAUCACGAACUACCUGUACCCGUCGCUGACGCUGCUUCGCUCGCGGCUGACGGAGCUGGUGGUGUCCAUCGACUCGCAGCUCGUGCUGAAGUGUUUAGAACUCCUGGAUUACCGCAUGCGGCCGCUGACUGGGAAGGACGACCGCCCGCCGCCUGGGGCCGCUUUCAUUGCUAUGCUACCCAAACUAGCGCCGUGCUGGGUGGUGUGGGCGGUUAUAUGGUCGGUGGGCGCAACGUGCGACCACAACGGGCGCGCGAUAUUCUCCGACUUCAUGCGCAAGCUCACCGAGGAGAACGGACUGAAGCCGCUGUUCCCUAAGGAGGGACGCGUGUAUGAUUAUACAUUACACGAUGGAGGUUUCACUGACCCGACUGAUGACGGAGAACCAGCCAACCCGUACUGGUACAACUGGAUGGCCAAUAUGGAGGAGUAUGAGGUCGACCCUGAGUGGCAGUUCGCAGGUUAG